AUGGCAAAGAUGAAAGGUUCUGAAACUCCUGGAAGAACUUCUUUUGGUAGCUUCUCCGGAAGAAGAACACGAGGUUUAGGUCGUGCUUUAGCUAGGGUUAUAGGGCGAGGUAGACAGGAUAAGCAUGAUGCAAUUGAUGUUGCCCGGAGACGUAGGCCUACUGCAUCAGCCCGUAGGCAACAUGUACAUAUUGUGGUUGAUGAGGGUGUUCCUCAAGUGAUUGAGGAUGUCCUUCAUAUGGCUGACGAUGUUCCUCAGACGAGUAAAGAUGCGCCUCAGAUGACUUCGGACGUAGAUGCGACUGUUGCAGAGGACUUAGGUCGUGAUAGUGCUAAGGGGUCACAUGCUGAUGAGGGAUUCCCUGGUGGGCUCCAUGACCCAUCAGUUCUGACUUCAUUUGCGAAGCAUGAGUGUCUUGAGCUGAAUUUGGUGUCGCACGAGAGGAAGGUGGUGUUAAUUGGAAGGCCAGUGCCUGAGAUUGAAGGGCUGGUUACCACCACAAGAUUAAGUCCAUUGAUCGGGUGUUCAGUUGUAACCGACGAUCCUGGACUUAUAUCCGUAUUUAUGGAGAGGUGCCACAGGGAGACCAACACCUUCCACCUUCCAGUAGGAGAGUUGACGAUCACACUAGAUGAUGUGUUGUCGCUCCUCUAUCUCUCUAUCAGUGACGCCUUCCACAACUUCGAGGCUCUUUCCAUGGACGAGGCAAUAUUUUUGUUGAUGGAGUUGCUUGAGGUGUCCGGUGAGGAGGCUAGAGUCGAGACAGUACAAGCGCGCGGGACAUAG
Messenger RNA from Glycine soja, 786 nucleotides. RefSeq lists its product as uncharacterized. The transcript has 3 exons. The record is from RefSeq and is a predicted model, not a curated record. NCBI's taxonomy places the organism in Eukaryota, Viridiplantae, Streptophyta, Magnoliopsida, Fabales, Fabaceae. The coding region runs from base 1 to 786 and encodes 261 amino acids.